AUGUCUGAGCAAUCAAGAAGACAAUCAAGAAGACAGGACAGUACCGGUGGUCGACCAUCAAACGAUCAAGCAUCCGCUAAUGGUCAAGGCUCAGCUGGCGGUCAAACAAACAAUAAUGAACAAGUGCCAGGCUACCAUGACUCGCAAUAUACGCCCCAACCAAACAGGGUAUCUGCUUGGUCCAACACCACUGCAUCUUCAAGCUGGAAUCCCCCCUCUAGUAAUCAGUUUUCGGGCUUCUCAGGACCACAAGCAGCUGCAGAACAACUUCCCGAACGUCAAGGUAGUUCAAACGAUCUUAUUGGACCGGAUGGUCGACCUUUGAGCCAGUACUCGGUACCUCGUAGUACUGGUCCCAGGUAUAGUGAGGUCUCCACCAGACCUCCCAGUUAUGAAAGUAAUGAUCGUUUCCCUCAGCAACAGGAAAUUCCACCCACCACCUACACGCCCAGCAAUCCUUUAACUGCUCGUGAUGAUGGACCGUCCACUCUUGUAGCUGGAGUUCGACGCCCUUCCGGGUUCCCAUCUCAGAAUAGUAACUCGAGAAGCCAAGGCGGUUGGACUUGGCACCCAGCUAGCGGACAAUACUACUAUACCGAUCCCAAUGGAAACACGACUUGGAGCCGUGGAGGCUAA
This is a messenger RNA of Kwoniella shivajii, 636 nucleotides long. RefSeq lists its product as uncharacterized. The coding region runs from base 1 to 636 and encodes 211 amino acids. The record is from RefSeq and is a predicted model, not a curated record. Lineage: Eukaryota; Fungi; Basidiomycota; Tremellomycetes; Tremellales; Cryptococcaceae. The transcript has a single exon.